GUGCCUUGCUACCCGCUCCACAAAAUGCAAUUGACUCAGACAGCUUAUUUCUGUAAAACCCCACUCUUUGUCCUUCCAUUGAUCACCCCUAUUAUCAGUAGUUUCAUUUUCCCAACACGAUAUUACUUGGCCUUCUUCAAGAUUCAAACGUGCCUGAUUGACCGAGUCGAACGGUUGCCGCUAACGGCCUACGGCGCUCCGCUCAUCAUUCGCGGAAAGGACUUUCGUGUAGCCUGUUUCCUCAUCCGCCAUGACAGGGACUGCCAGAAGGUCUACGAUACCCUCACUCGGCUCGCUCAAGUUCCUAGCAUCCAAUAUCUUCCGUGUUUCCGUGAUCGGCCUCUGGGUCUUCUGGCUGAGAGGUGCCAGGGAUGGGAUUUCUUCGAUUUGCGCUCGGACUUCGAGCGAAUGGGUCUGCCCAACAAUUCAUGGGUCGCCUUGGACAACAGCUCUUAUCAGAUUUGCGACACCUACCCAGGUCUGUUGUUUGUGCCCGAGAUCGCCGAUCGGACGACUUUGUUGGGGAGUGCCAACUUCCGCUCCCGUCGACGUCUCCCCGUCCUCACCUGGAUCCAUCCAAACGGCAAGGCGGUCCUGUGUAGGUCCAGCCAGCCGCUGUCGGGACUCACAAGCAAGUCAGUCGACGACCAACUCAUGCUGCGGUGCAUUCGCUGUGCCAGCGGCGACGGGCCCCUGCUGUACGUGGUGGACACACGACCGCCGCUUAACGCCCUCACCAAUCGCGCCCAGGGCAAGGGCUAUGAGGACGUGAACGUCUACAAGGACAUCAUCCUCAGGUUCUUGCAAAUCCCAAACAUCCACGCCGUUCGCGGAUCCCUGGAGAAACUGCUUAAAGGUACUUCCGCGACUUCUCUGUCCGUUGUAGCCAAUUUCAUGUUCUACCAAGAUCCCAAAGUGAGCCUGAAGGAUCUCAACUCGGCUGUGGACAAGUCCUCGUGGUUGCGCUACCUCCGGCUAAUUGUGGAGGCCGCUUACUUCAUAGCGUCUCGGAUGGAACCAGAAGCUGGUGGUUAUUCAUUCCUCGUCCACUGCUCCGACGGUUGGGAUCGAACAGCACAAGUCUGUUCUCUUGCACAACUCAUGAUAGAUCCGUACUACCGCACCUUCAAUGGAUUUCAGGCUCUGAUUGAGAAAGACUGGCUAUACUUCGGCCACAAGUUCACCGAUCGCUGUGGGCUCGUAGACUCAGUGGAUCCUCGUGAAGUCUCGCCCAUUUUUGUACAGUUCCUCGACUGCACCCACCACCUCCUCGAACUCCUUCCGGAGGCGUUCGAGUUUAACUCGCGAAUGCUCCUCGAACUGCAUGACCACUCGCGCUCUGGGCUCUACGGCACGUUUAUCGGCUGCUCAGAGAGGGAGCGAAUGCAAUUGGGGUGUGUCUUAUACAUCGUUAAUUUUGCUUGCUCCAAUCACGGGUUAUCGCAGAAAACCUAUAGUUCCUGGGCCUACUUUGCGGAAAACAGACACCUUUUCAUAAAUCCCCUCUACAAACCGCCAGUCGCCUUCGCUCAGGCUCGAAAAACAACCAACCGACCGCAUGUGACUGCACUCCUUCCUGCAUUUGUGACCUCGCCCCAUCUCUUCGGCCCCUGGGCGGAUCUGUUCCUUCGACGGGAAUGGCGUAUCCCUAGCGUUUCGCAAAGGACCGUCGAAGUGGUCGAUGAUUUGAAAACCCAAACCAAGGCCCUCUCGGCGUACUCGUGCCUCCUGCGAAAGCGCGUCCUUGAAUUGUCCAAACUCCUGGGCAAAUCACAGGCCGAGAUUCGCGACCUCCUGUCACUCAACGGUAAUCGCGAAGUAGGUGACUCCAUCGGCCUUCAUGUUGUCCCAAUAAGUGAAUCACCUCCACCAGUUCAAAACCUGUUCGUGUUGAUUGACCGGACUGGAUAA
Molecule: messenger RNA, 1911 nt
Organism: Mesocestoides corti
Lineage: Eukaryota; Metazoa; Platyhelminthes; Cestoda; Cyclophyllidea; Mesocestoididae
Source: the annotation of a GenBank genome assembly